Messenger RNA from Suillus discolor, 1969 nucleotides. Its product is annotated as glycoside hydrolase family 71 protein. Gene Ontology annotation, molecular function: glucan endo-1,3-alpha-glucosidase activity. Lineage: Eukaryota; Fungi; Basidiomycota; Agaricomycetes; Boletales; Suillaceae. The record is from RefSeq and is a predicted model, not a curated record. The transcript has 7 exons. The coding region runs from base 172 to 1773 and encodes 533 amino acids.
CAUUAACUAGGAUCAAGCGCCCUACGACUCGGAUGAUAUAUAAUAAGAAUGAGUCCAAACCCUUCUUUUUCUCUCAUUACUUACCAGCUUCCUUGAGUCGUGUCGGCUGCGCCGCAAACUCUUUAUUAACCUUCAGGUUUCCACUCACUUCCUAACACACUCGUUUCACUCAUGGUGUCACCAGCAAUGCUCGUGCACUUUCCACUCAUUUUUCUUUCUUUUGUCGCUCUUUCCCUAGCUUCUCCCUUGAGGACUGGCAGACACAUAAACCAUUUCAACCACCACAAUUCUGCUGUGCAGCCUGUACUUCUCCUCAAUUCGUCUGCUGGACCAUCGUCCAGCGUGACACCUGCAAGUUCUUCUUCUUUUCCAGCAACUAUGACAACGACUUCCCAGGCACCCGCUGGUACAAGCUCUCCUUCUGUAUCAUCGAAAUAUGUUAUUGCACACUUCAUGGUCGGAAAUUCAUACCCCUAUACUGUGGAUAAUUGGCUUGCGGAUAUCUUUCUUGCGCAUUCCAGCGGAAUCGACGGUUUUGCUUUGAACGUAGGAGUGGAUUCUUGGCAGCCUUCACAGGUGGCCAAUGCCUAUCAAGCCGCUCUCCAAUCUGGAUCUGGUUUCAAGCUCUUCAUGUCCUUUGAUAUGUCUUCUUUGCCUUGUACCACAGCUUCCGACGCUGCAAAUCUUCGUACUUAUAUAACAACCUAUGCCACACACCCCAAUCAACUGCUUUACAAUGGCCGCGUUAUGGCCUCAACCUUCUCUGGCGAAACUUGCACUUUCGGACAGGGAUCCGUCGCUUCUGGAUGGUCUACUCAAUUCGUGCAACAGUUGACAGGAUCUUCCGCAGUUCAUUUUGUGCCAUCAUUUUUCGUCGAUCCAUCACAGUUCAAUUCCUACAGUGGGGUGAUUGAUGGCAUGUUCAAUUGGAAUUCCGGAUGGCCAAUUCAAGUUACGACUUCAUAUGUAUCGUCCAUACCUGGUCUGCUCGGAGACAUCGCGAGUGGUCUAUCCUCCACCGUCAACUCUGUAUUGUCUAAUGUCAUCGGGUCAACGACUCCAGAUGAUACAUACAUCUCGAGCUUGGCUGCAAUGGGCGGUGGUAAAACGUACAUGGCAGCUGUGUCUCCGUGGUUUUUCACCCAUUAUGGCCCGUCAACUUACAACAAAAACUGGAUUUAUCUCAGCGAUGAUCACUUGUACGCUACUCGGUGGGAGUCAUUGAUCAAGAUCCGCGACCAGGUAGAUUUCGUACAAAUCAUUUCUUGGAAUGAUUUCGGAGAGUCGCAUUACAUUGGUCCGAUAGAGGGCGCCCAACCCAUGAGUCAAGCAUGGGUUGAUGGCAAUGAUCACACUGGCUGGCUCAAUCUUACGUCUUAUUACGCCUCAGCCUUCAAGACAGGAUCAUACCCCACUCCGGCCAAAGACCAGCUCAUAAUGUGGUCGCGUCCACAUGCUGCCUCGGCUUCUGCGUCAAACGACCCAGUUGGAAAACCAACCAAUUACCAGAUUACUUCAGACAAUGUCUGGGCCGUGGUUCUGGCGACCUCCCCUGCCACAGUCGUACUCUCGACCUCGUCUAGUCAAUCACAAACUUUCAACGUCCCGGCUGGCGUUUCUAAGUUAGCUGUACCCAUACAACCCGGCGGGACUAUGUCUGGCACACUAACCCGAGGAGGGCAGACCGUCAUUGAUCUGCAGGCAACAGACUUCACUUUUGAGGCUAACCCGACGACAUAUAACUUUAAUGUCCUCGUUGUUGCCUCUCCUUAGUCUCAUGUUCAGCAUUCGCUAUUCUCGACAAAUUUUCGGUUGUGAUUCAAAUAUACCAUCUAUAGGAUUACAUUUUCGCGCUUGAGUGCAUUGUAUCUAUAUAUCUUCUGCUAGUUACCAUGUACGCUGGUGUACAGCAUACUUACCUUGCAAGCAAGGGUUCUCUUUCUCAUGAUACAAUCAAUUUGCAGUGCAA